UAGUGUUGGUGGUCAAUGUGUUGCUACAGCAGUAACGUAGCGGGCUGCGUACCUUCGUCAUUCAUAUUCACCAGCCUGUCAUUUCGGUAAAUAACGUUUACGUGCGUCCAGUGUUUUUGCUUUUUUUUUCGUUCGGAUGAACAGAGAAUAACCUUCGAGAGCUAUGUCUGGUUCCUGUCCGCCAACGCCGCCGGUCGAUUCGUGCGGAGGAUAUGCAGCCUUUUACCCGGCCGGCUACCAGGCUCUUCACCCUGAAGACCACGGCCUAGACCGGGUCUUUCGGCUCACGGCCUUUUCCGAUAUGAAAGGAUGAGGCUGUAAAGUCCCGCAGGAGACUCUGCUCAAACUCCUGCAGGGACUGGAGCCCGAUCGCCAGACGGGAGAGGAUGGUGGCCCGGGGACGGGUACCGAAGACGAGUCUUCUGAAUUCGGACAACUUGCUUCGGUUCCUCAUGGCCCCCGAUUAGGUAUUGGAAUGGACUCUUGUGUUAUCCCUUUGAGGCAUGGAGGUUUGUCCCUGAUCCAGACCACAGAUUUCUUUUACCCUUUAGUCGAAGAUCCAUAUAUGAUGGGUCGUAUAGCCUGUGCGAAUGUGCUGAGUGAUCUGUAUGCCAUGGGCAUUACUGAGUGCGACAACAUGCUGAUGUUACUGAGUGUCAGUCAGAAGAUGAAUGAUAAGGAGAGGGAGCAGGUGAUGCCAUUAAUGAUGAAGGGCUUCCGUGAUGCGGCUGAAGAGGGCGGGACUUCAGUAACCGGUGGCCAGACCGUCAUCAACCCCUGGAUCAUCAUAGGGGGUGUGGCCACUGUGGUUUGCCAGCCCAGUGACUUUAUCAUGCCAGAUGGCGCCAUACCAGGUGAUGUGCUGGUUCUCACCAAACCCCUUGGAACCCAAGUAGCUGUCAAUGCCCAUCAGUGGUUGGACAAUCCAGAAAAAUGGAACAAGAUCAAGCUGGUGAUCUCAAAGGAUGAGGUGGAACACGCUUAUCAGGAGGCCAUGCUUAACAUGGCUACUCUCAACCGCACUGCCGCCGCACUAAUGCACAAGUUCAACGCACAUGCUGCCACUGACAUCACAGGCUUUGGGAUCAUCGGGCACGCACGGAACCUUGCUAAGCAGCAGCGCAACGACGUGGCCUUCGUCAUCCACAACCUGCCCAUCAUCUCUAAGAUGGCCGCUGUCAGCAAGGCCGGCGGGAACCUGUUCGGUCUGCUGCAGGGGACCUCGUCGGAGACCUCAGGUGGCCUGUUGAUCUGCCUGCCACGCGAGCAGGCGGCGCGCUUCUGCGCCGAGAUGAAGGCGAGCCGGGCGAGCGCGUCGUGUGCGCGGGCUCAGGAGGGCACCGCCGGCGACGGCCAGCAGGCCUGGAUCAUCGGCAUUGUGGAGAAGGGCACGCGCUGCGCCCGCAUCAUCGACAAGCCGCGCAUCAUCGAGGUGCCGUAUCGAGGCGCGGUGGCUGCCACCCAGGAGGGCAACAGUCACGGUGCCAGUCCCCCCGAGGCGCAGGCUGCCCUGGCUUAGUUGCCCCGUGGGCACCUGUACGUCAUGGACAUGACGGGAAUCAUUUAGUUUGUCUGUGUUUUUGUUUGUGUUUUGUUUUUUUUGUUUUUUUCACUUUUUCUCUUAUCCACUCUCUCUUUAUCUCUCUCCCUCCCUCCCUCCCUCUGGGUUUGGCCUUUGAAAGUGUCUGAGUGCUUUGUGAAAUGUGCUGUGUAAUGCAGGCAUGAAUGCGCAUGUAUGAGUGUGUGAAUGCAUGCAUGCAGUUUGAAUGUGUGGAGUAGUGUGCAUGCAGACGAGAGGGAAGAGGGGGUUUGUGGGUUCACCCUGCUGUUCAUUUCUUCCCCCUGUUCAGCCGAUGGGUUGAGAGCAACUGACCAAAAAUUCUUUCUUUUUACCUGGUGGGAGAUGAAGUGGACAGCACAGCCAUGUCCUCCACUGGACAGCACAGCCAUGUCCUCCACUGGACAACACAGCCAUGUCCUACACUGUCCUACACGUGGGAGAUGAAGUGGACAGCACAGCCAUGUCCUCCACUGGACAACACAGCCAUGUCCUCCACUGGACAGCACAACCAUGUCCUCCGCUGCCUGUCCUACACAUGGGAGAUGAAGUGGACAGACAGCACAGCCAUGUCCUCCACUGUUUGUCUUUCACACACUCCCAUUCCUCCUUUUUCCUGCAGUCUUUUCAACCCUCGUCCUUUCACUUCCGGAUCCCAUCUCGGUUUAAUCACCUGUUCCCCAGCUGUGCUCCAUGUUGCCUGCUUGGUCUUUUAUUUAGUCUCUGACAACUUGGCUCUCUCUGGCAUUCUUUCAACUUUUUUCUUUUUCUGAAAAGUCUCAAGUUUAUAGCCUUUAAAACUGUCACACAAAUGGCUUUUUAUUACAUUUGGCUUCUUCCAUUCAAAAGAACAUUCCAUCGUGUUUCUGAAAAGAAAACACCUCUAGCUCAAAUGCUCCUUUUUGUGACAAUCCGAGCCAAUGGUUUGUCUCCAAUUUGUUAGUUAAAAAAAUCUGAAACAUUCAGUCAGCAUACCUCAGAUGAGCUGAAGUGUGGUUAAAGCAAGCCAAACAAGUCUAAUCAUUAACUUGGGUAUAUUUAAUUUAUUUAAUAUUUAAUUUUAGAACUGGUGUCAAAGAAUUGAAUGCUAUAAUCCAAAUGAGUAUCAUUUUCUUGGUGGUUGUUUUGUCUUUCUGAUCAGUUUGAUUUUCUCAUGUGGUUGCCUAAAUGUCAGGAAUGGGUGAAAGGUGUUUAUAUGUGAUCAGCUCAUUAGAAUGUGUCUCAGUUUUCGUGGAUUUGUGACGGAAUAUAUGCGUUCAAACCAAGGCCAUGUUAUCAUGUUAUCUUUGCUGGAGUUACUUUCAAGGUUUAAAGAUAAAGUCACAACUAGCAAUGAUGCUUUAGUUUCCCGACGGAUGUGACUGUUUGUAGCUUUUGGGAGGCGUGUGGAGUGUGGGGGGUUUUUUUUGUGUCAUGUUUGGAAUGGAAUGGUGGUGAGCCUAGAUGUCCUGGUAAUGCUGAGGUGUGCAUCAUUACUCUGUUUCACCGGUGGGUGUCUCCUUGCCCUUUGGCACCGAGAGGGUUGAGCAGCUCUCUUUGACCCAGCGGGUGAGGCCACAACACCUGAAGAGUGUGCUGAAGGGCUGGAGUGGCCCAGAAGUACCCGCCCCUCCUGAUCAUGACGCGUUUCCCUUGAAACCCCAGACCGUGGGGAUUGGAAAAGUUGAUGUAACUGGAAAGGAGGGGUGGAUCCUGGUCUACUCAGCUGCAUCGGUUGGCUCAGGCUUUGUCACGGAGCGAUAUGCCAUCUCAAGACAAUAAAACAAUCAGCAUAGUUUCUCUAAA
Electrophorus electricus (electric eel) is the source of this 3343-nucleotide messenger RNA. RefSeq names its product selenophosphate synthetase 3 (gene sephs3). Gene Ontology annotation, molecular function: ATP binding; selenide, water dikinase activity. Gene Ontology annotation, biological process: L-selenocysteine biosynthetic process. Gene Ontology annotation, cellular component: cytoplasm. NCBI's taxonomy places the organism in Eukaryota, Metazoa, Chordata, Actinopteri, Gymnotiformes, Gymnotidae. The record is from RefSeq and is a predicted model, not a curated record.